This is a messenger RNA of Oryzias melastigma (Indian medaka), 4012 nucleotides long. It is a transcript of the gene tbc1d14, whose product is annotated as TBC1 domain family, member 14. Lineage: Eukaryota; Metazoa; Chordata; Actinopteri; Beloniformes; Adrianichthyidae. The transcript has 14 exons. The record is from RefSeq and is a predicted model, not a curated record. Bases 387 to 2528 code for a protein of 713 amino acids.
UGUUCUAUAUUUUUAUUAAACGCGUCAAAUGUGACCAUUAAAUGCUGCGUUCGGGCUUUUGAAAGAGUUUAUUUCUGUGUUUUUGUGUCGUGGGAGUGUUCAGAAGCUCCUCAGUGGUGGAAAGUUGGUUUGUUUUGACUUGAGGAAGCGCCGGUGGAAUGAGUGAGCUGGCGUCGCAGCAUCAGAAGCGCUGAGCGGACGGUGGUGUGUCUGUCUGUCACGGUCAUCCCCUCACUCUGCUGCCGUCUGUUUACCUGAAGCUGGACUGAAGAGCCGACGAGCCCGGCGGGGUGAUGGUGUAGUAGCACCACCAUCAUCAUCACAAUGUACCACUCUGAGCGGCGGCCACCUGCCACCGGACACCUGUAGCGUCCAGCGGCGGCGGCAUGGCGAACACGAUCCGGGAGCGGAGCGAGCACCGCGGAGGUAUGCCUGUAGGAGCCAUAGUGGAGAAUGGCUCGGCGGGCCAAAAACCAAGUGCCACUGACCUCUCCACCAACCAGCAGCCCAGCUCCACCUCACAGGUGCUGCCCAUGUACAAGCCGCCCUACUCCUGCACCCCCAUCUACUUAAGCAGCCCCCACAAAAGCCCGUCAGACUUGGAUCCAGACAGCCACAGUUUGACUUCUCAGGACUCUGGAAUCCCAACACUGGAGGUCCAUCCCCCGAAUCACAGCCCCCCACAGCCUAGCAAUGGAAACCUCAUCACCGAAGACUCUCCUGCCACCUUAGCGCUGGACGACGACCCAUCCAACAGCACCGUACGCAGGUCUUCCACCUUCCCCCGCAGCGGCUACGACACCAUUCGCCUCUUUAGCCCCACCCUUCGCUUAAACACCCCAGGGUUCAGCGUUGGGGGCGGAGCCUUAAACCGCAGCGACGACGUCUCUAUGUGCAGCGUGUCGAGCAUGAGCACAGAACUGUCGGUCUCCAACGAAGACAUUUUGGACUUCACCGUCACUUCAGACUCCAGCGCCAUCGUCACCUUGGAGACGGACGAAAGCGGCACGGCCCACUUCUCGGACGUGACGUUGUCUUCGUCGCCUGGAGCUCCGGCAGACCUUUGGAGCCCUUGGCGGCUGCGCUCGGGGUCAGCGGUCAAGCCACAGGAGGAUGGGCGGCCGAAGAAGCUGGGACCACUCAUCAGCUUAUUCAACAGGAGCGUGUUUACCAAAAAGGUGAAGGACAGUCCGUCUGUGGAGCAGAAGGAUCCCGGUUGGAAGCUGUUUGGAAAAGUUCCUCUGCGGGAAGUCCCUGUGAAAGACCCAAAGAAAAUACAAAAGGAAUAUGAAACGAGGAGUGGCAAACCUGGACCUGCUAACUCCCCCUCUCCCAGGCAGAGUGUGAGGAAAAACCUGGACUUUGAGCCGCUCUCCACCACCGCGCUGAUCCUGGAGGACAGACCAGCUAACCUUCCAGCCAAGCCUGCAGAGGAGGCCCAGAAGCACAGGCAGCAGUAUGAGGAGAUGGUGGCCCAGGCCAAGAAAAGAGAGUUAAAAGAAGCUCAGAGGAGGAAGAAGCAGCUGGAGGAUCGGUGCAAGCAUGAGGAGAGCAUCGGCAACGCUGCCCAAAUCUGGAACCAGGAGAUCCUCCCCAACUGGAGUACAAUGUGUACGUCCCGCCGGGUGAGGGACCUGUGGUGGCAGGGCAUCCCCCCCAGUGUCAGAGGGAAAGUGUGGAGCCUGGCGGUGGGGAACGAUCUGAACAUCACUCACGAGCUCUACAGCAUCUGCCUCUCUCGGGCCAGAGAGAAAUGGAGGACGACGGCGGCCCCAAGCACAGACCCAGAACCUGAAGACGCUUUGGGUUCUUCAGACCGGGAGUCCAGCCUGGAGCUGAUCAAACUGGACAUCUCCAGGACUUUCCCCCAGCUGUGCAUCUUCCAGCAGGGCGGGCCCUACCAUGACGUGCUGCACAGCAUUCUGGGAGCCUACACGUGUUACCGUCCAGACGUGGGCUACGUGCAGGGAAUGUCGUUCAUCGCCGCGGUGCUCAUCCUGAACCUGGACACGGCCGACGCCUUCAUAGCUUUUGCCAACCUGCUGAACAAGCCCUGUCAGAUGGCCUUCUUCAGAGUGGACCACAGCCUUAUGUUGACGUACUUUGCAGCAUUUGAAGUGUUCUUUGAAGAAAAUCUACCAAAGCUCUUUGCACAUUUCAAGAAGAACAACUUGACCCCUGAUAUUUAUUUAAUCGACUGGAUCUUCACGCUGUACAGUAAGUCGCUGCCUCUGGACCUGGCCUGCCGGGUGUGGGACGUGUUCUGCCGGGACGGCGAGGAGUUCCUGUUCCGCACGGCGCUGGGCGUGCUGCGCCUCUACCAGGAUGUGCUGACCUGCAUGGACUUCAUCCACAUGGCUCAGUUCCUCACCCGGCUGCCGGACCUCAUCCCUGCAGAGGAGCUCUUCCAGCACAUCGCUGCGGUGCACAUGAGCAGCCGCAACAGGAAGUGGGCGCAGGUCCUGCAGGUGUUGACGGAGCAGAAGAGAUCAGGAGCCAGACAGUCCGGAGCCGAAGCCCUUAGCUGAGGAACGACCCCCCCCCCUCACCUUUCAGGAAAGCCCGCCAUGCUGGACAGACCUGAACCAGACCCCCCCUUCCCCUUCUGCUGGGAGACAAAAGCAGCUGCUCGGACUAGAACCAGCACUCAGGUGAAGGUCUGGCAGCGCCAAUGGAAUUUGAGGCCUUACUGACCCCCCCCCGCCCCCACCCUGUAACCCCACCUUUGAAUGGAAGGUGAAGCUGGGAACGAUGAAGAACGUAACGACCCUCAUUCACCAGAUCUGAUCUGAGCGGGUCGGCUUCAACCGCAGGAAACGAUGUGGGUCGCUGCACCACCCCACCACCCGUUCUCCUCCCUUCUUUUCAUAGGAACUCGUGAUGACGGAGAAGCGUCCUCCUCAAGCUUCAGCCUGCGAUUCUUAGGUUCUUGAACACGAACUUCCCGUUUCCUCUAGAGGGUUUGAACUAACCUGAUUUCUCUGAGUGAAGUUCACGUUUUAAAACUCAUUCAUCAAAUAUGGAGGAAACCUUUUUAAAAGUCUCUCAACUUCAAAAUAUGUUUGUUCAGCAGCACAUGGAUUAUUAUUAUUUUUAAAUGUUUUGGUGUUGUGAACGUCUGUCAUCUAAUUAUUUAAUAUUUAUCAAAGUCUGGAGGAGGCAGACAGUUGGAGGUUCUGGUUCUCCUCGGGGUGUGAAGGUAAAAGAAGUGACCUCCUUUUUAUUUGCUUCUUUGCUUGAUUGCACUUUGUAGACGCUCGUCUCUGCAAAACUAAAAAGUUCCUUCAAACUUCAGUGUCCCAAAAGCGAGUAGAAAUCAGUUUGGAGACGGUUGCUGGUUCUCGCCAUCACCUCGCAUCUUUAAUGAAGCGUUUUCAGCUGGAGGGUGUCAGGCUGGUGACCUGCAGUACAAACCUGGUCGCCUGCAGACUCCGCGGCUGAACGUGGAAUGUUUGUUCGCCUCUCGUCCUCUCCUCUCAGUCUUUUAUUUCCUUUCCAUCAGGGUGAAUCUGCAGGAACAAGUGAAGUUUGUGUCUUGGCAGUUUUCCAGAGCGAGCAGCAGACUGAGCACCCCCUCCCCUAAACUCCUCCGCUGCGGUUCCUCGCCGCAGAGCUGCAAUAAGAGCGUUUUGCACAAAGCCGUGUCUCGCAUCGCUUCACCUCAUGGCUGGUGGUUUGGAGCGGGUUGUUGGCUUUCCAUCUCCUGUCUUUUCCUUUAGUGAUUGUUGUGCUGAAGUUGCUCUGUCAGUGUGUGUGCGGUUAAUUUAGGUUUUCACAGAGAUGUCAGUUACUGUUACACCAAAAGACGGGCUGGUGAUGAAGGAGCAGCUCCAAACUUUUAUCGCUGAUUUUCUGGAUGUUUUGAUUUCCAAUUGUCUGCCUGUUUGAUUGUUCAGAGACCCGGGAGCUGUGGAGGGCGGAGAGAGGGUCCUCAUGCAAUUUGAUCUCACUUGAAAUGUGUACAUAUAUGAUAGUUUUAAUAAAAUUAAAUGCUGUACAUAUUUAACCUGGA